AUGGAGAGCAUAUUGUUUGUGUGUGUGUGUGUGUGUCUGUGUGUGUCUGAUCAGCGUGUGUUGUGUUGCCUCUGUGUUGCAGCGUUGAAGAAAGGGCGUUUCUGGAUCACGCCCGACCCCUACCACAACGAUGACAACAUCCAGAUCGGACGCGAGGUCAAGAUAUCGUGUCAGGUGGAGGCCACGCCCCCGGAGGAGCUGAUGUUCAGCUGGCUGAAGAACGGCCGCGCCCUGCGCAGCUCGGAGCGCAUGGUCAUCACGCAGACGGACCCCGACAUCUCCCCCGGGACCACCAACCUGGACAUCAUCGACCUCAAGUUCACCGACUUCGGCACCUACACCUGCAUGGCGGCACUGCGGGGCGGCGGCAUCCCCGAGAUCAGCAUCGACGUCAACAUCUCCUCCACUACUGUUCCCCCCAACCUGACCGUGCCGCGGGGCAAGUCCCCGCUGGUGGCUCGGGAGGGGGACACGGUGGAGCUGGAGUGCCUUGUUUCAGGAAGCCCAAGCCCAUCAUCCUGUGGUCGCGGGCCGACAAGGAGGCGCCCAUGCCCGACGGCAGCAUGCAGACGGAGAGCUACGACGGCGUGCUGCGCGUGGUGAACGUGUCCCGCGAGAUGACGGGCUCGUACCGCUGCCAGACCAGCCAGUUCAACGGCUUCAACGUCAAGGCCCGCGAGGCGCUGGUGGAGCUCAUCGUCCAGUGUGAGUACCCGGGGGCG
Molecule: messenger RNA, 722 nt
Organism: Gadus macrocephalus (Pacific cod)
Lineage: Eukaryota; Metazoa; Chordata; Actinopteri; Gadiformes; Gadidae
Product: MAM domain-containing glycosylphosphatidylinositol anchor protein 2-like
Exons: 4
Coding region: 1-603 (200 amino acids)
Biological process (GO): synapse organization; homophilic cell-cell adhesion
Cellular component (GO): axon; plasma membrane; neuronal cell body
Molecular function (GO): axon guidance receptor activity
Source: RefSeq, a predicted model, not a curated record